AUGACGACGACGUCCCCUCAAGAGGCUUACUGGACGACCUUUAACCUCUGCGCGUGUGCGGUGCCGGGGUGCAGCUGCCCUCGCUAUAGUGCAAGUUCUGAUGUGAGGUCAUGUGACUGCGGGCACAGCUGGGCGACACAUGCCAUACGGAAGUUCCGCCCCCUCCCUCCCUGCAGCAGCGGCCCCGUAGAGGCAGUCCUUCCCGGACCGGUUUUGGACCUGAGCUCCCUGGUCCUGUACGGCGCUCAGGCACUUCCUGUGCGACUGAAGAUCCUGUUGGACCGCCUCUACAGCGUGCUGUCGCCACAGCAGGUAGCUCACAUCCUGCGCUCGCUGGGCUGGACUUUGGCCGAUUACGUCCGCGGGUACAAGCUGCAGAACUUUCUGUGCCAGCAGCGAGGUGACGGGAAGGCGCUGGAGCGAUGGUGUAUGAUGAGCCCCGAAGAAGAGACGCUACUCCUCAAAGAGUUCCUCCGCUUUGGCGAAACGCGACCCGUCGUUGAGUUCAUGGUGGCUGUUCAACACCCCUUCCCCAAGAGACGACCUGAGGGGCAGGUGGAGGACGGCUUCUCCCUCCACAGGCCCAGCCUUCCUACUGUGGUUCAGGUGGGUGGAGCCAGAUGGGAUCAAGACAUGCCAGAUCCUGAGCGUGACCUCCUGAGGGGCGGGAACAAGCAGGAGAAUGCCUCUUCAAUCAUUCUGCCCACUAACUCUUCUACUUCACUGAAUCCUUGCAAAACCUCCUUUUCGUCUUUGCGUCCUCUGCCGUCCUUCUCCUCGGCCUUCCGUGAUCUUGCUGCAUCCCCUUCCUCCUGCCGUCUCGUUCCCAAGGGGCGGGUCUUGUGUGGCGUCUGCGGAAAAAGUUUCUACGACAGAGGAACGUUGAAGAUCCACUACAACGCCGUCCACCUGAAGCUCAAACAUGGCUGCACCGUGGCGGGCUGCACAAUGGUCUUCAGCUCGCUCCGCAGUCGAAACCGACACAGCGCCAACCCCAACCCGCGUCUCCACCGCGCCGCCGCCAAAGAUGUCCAAGACAACUCCGCCCUCAGGUCCCACCGUGUGUCCUUGUCUGGGGCCCCUCAUCCCAGCACCGUGACAACCGGCCACUCAACUUCCCCACGGGACAACACAGUCGAAGAAGAGCGCGCUAGCCUGUCGACCAAUCAGCGGCGGCCCUGGGAAUCAGCUGACAACCUGCCCAAGAAGAAGCCGAGAAAGUCCAGCAUGCCGCUAAAAGUUGAGUGUUGGACAUUUCAAUAAACAAUGACUUGUUGUGUAAAGAUAACGUCAGUGGCGCCAUCUAUUGGACAAUUGUAUAUUUUACAACCUAUUUAAUUGUACAGUAUGUACUUCUUGCUUUAAUGUCUUUCUGUCAACUAGUGGGCGGGUUGAUGGAUGUUUAAUAAUUAUUUUCUACGUUCAUUUUCACAAAUAUGUGUGUGUUGUUUUGUUACACUGUUGAUAUUGUGGUUGUUGUUUACAACCUCGGAAAAUAAGUUAUUGGACACAGAAAGACUUUGAAGGAUUACUAUUAGAUUGGCUGGUUUUGCUUUCCUUUACUUAUUUUACAUUAUUGCCGUCAUUUUGAUCAAAAAAAGGGAA
Nerophis lumbriciformis (worm pipefish) is the source of this 1605-nucleotide messenger RNA. RefSeq names its product zinc finger protein basonuclin-2. Lineage: Eukaryota; Metazoa; Chordata; Actinopteri; Syngnathiformes; Syngnathidae. Gene Ontology annotation, biological process: regulation of DNA-templated transcription. Gene Ontology annotation, cellular component: nucleus. The record is from RefSeq and is a predicted model, not a curated record.